Messenger RNA from Topomyia yanbarensis, 4512 nucleotides. Its product is annotated as homeobox protein abdominal-B-like. The record is from RefSeq and is a predicted model, not a curated record. Gene Ontology annotation, cellular component: nucleus. Gene Ontology annotation, biological process: anterior/posterior pattern specification; regulation of transcription by RNA polymerase II; proximal/distal pattern formation. Gene Ontology annotation, molecular function: DNA-binding transcription factor activity, RNA polymerase II-specific; RNA polymerase II cis-regulatory region sequence-specific DNA binding. Bases 873 to 2177 code for a protein of 434 amino acids. The transcript has 9 exons. NCBI's taxonomy places the organism in Eukaryota, Metazoa, Arthropoda, Insecta, Diptera, Culicidae.
UGAGUUCGAAUCGCGUCGCGACUGGAAGUCAGCACUGCUCGGUUUGUCGUUUCUGGGCAGAGUAAAACUAGCCGGCUCGAAAGAUGCCCCACCGGUCAACACAUGCACGGUAGAGUGAAAGAGAAAGGCAGACGAAAGAUAUUAAGGGGCCCGAGCCCGAGGAAAAGCAGACAAAAAAGGAGGAAAAUUAUAGCUUUACAGUGCUUUCAGCGGAUUCCGUGUCGAGCAGUCGCGUUCCAGCCCGAACGAGUGUCGGGUUUUUUAGAGUGCGGUGUUCAAUAAAAUUUUAUAUACUUCAUCGUAAUCGUUUAUCACACUUGGUGAGUGAAGGCAGUGAAAAACGGAAGCAGCAGGAAAAAUCACCGAUCAGCAGCGAUCGAUUUCGGGCAGAGCAAAAAUUCAAGUUAUUUAUCUUUCAAUAUGAUUUUAUUUUAUAGUUUUGGUUAUAUUGUUGCUAUCAAUAUCCUAUCUGAUAAUGCGAAACCAUAGUAACACAUGUAAAAACAAUAAUGAUCUAUUAAACAUUUACAACUCUGGUGCUCAGAGCAAGAAACAAAGCGGUGAUGAAAUGCUAAAAAGUUUAAUAUGUGUAAAUUUAACACAUCAUAAUGAUCGUAAAAAUAAAUUUAUAAGCGGCGUAUACGUUGUGUAAAAAUAGGUAAACAACCUUUAAAAUGGCAUUACAUAACAAAUUUGUUGAGUUUUAAUUAUGAUUGUCAUGUUAGUACAAUACUUCUACAUUUGUGUAGUGGCGAUAAACUAUGAAGGUUUAAGUGACAUAACAAGUAGAGACAAACGAAAUUAACUGUCGGAUGAACACAUAAUAUUGAAGUUAGUGACCUAAGAAAAAAGUUUAAGCGACCGGUUGAGUGAUGAUUAUAAAAAAAGACUGUAGAGACAACGAGGAGGAAAAGUUGAAUAUGAAAAGAAAAAGUAAUGACAACCACUACCCAUCGCUCAGAGUGAGUGAUUUGAUCAUACGAAAGAAUAUACCAAAUAUACUCGGACGAAACAGCAUUCUGGCCAGUGCGGCUUACGGGUCGCACGCUGCUGCCGGGGCCUGGUGGGGGCAGCACUCCCAUUCAGUGCACGCAGCUGGUGCUGCCAUGUACGAGGACCCUUCCGGUGGCCAUGGAAGUGUUGGCGGUAGGAGUCCACCGUCCCUACAGAAUAACACCCACAGCACAAACCAUAUCGUACAGCAGCAGCAACAGCAGCAGCAGCAGCAAAGCCAACAACAAGCUGCAGUACAGCAGGCCCAACAGCAGCAGCAAGCUUCGGCACAGGUGCCAUCCCAAGUUUCGUCUCAACAGACAAACUCCUCCUCCACUGGCCAACAAAACAGUUCCGUUGUGUCCUCCCAGACUCAGAUUGUGGCACCUUCUACGGCCAGUGAAUCCCCUGCUAGUGUGAGCUCCCAACCUUCAGGCCCUAUUCAUAUACCAGCAAAACGUCCAGCAUUUGAAACCGAUUCGUCCCGCCUGCGGCAUUCGUAUCCGUGGGGCUACGACUCAGGUGCCGAUUCCGCGUACCAUCCGCAGUAUGGGCCGUACGGCCUCGGAGCUGACAUCAAGCCCAUGUACUAUCCGGGUUACCCGACCGAGGCCAACUUUCAGCCACACCAUUACUAUCCAAAGUACGAACCAGACGCGUAUAUUGCCUCCACCGAACGAACACGGGCAGUGACAGCGGACGCACCGUCGAUUCAAUCCAGCUACGAUACGUAUAAUGCUACGGGACUGCGGCCGUACAGUGAAACAUAUCCUACUCCUGUUGGUUCAAGUCUCUCGGUAGGAGUAAGUGGCGUCGGCUCCUGUACACCUUCCAACCCCCUUGAGUGGACUGGCAACGUGACGGUGCGGAAGAAGCGAAAACCUUACUCAAAAUUCCAGACGCUAGAGUUGGAAAAGGAGUUCCUAUUCAACGCCUACGUUUCAAAGCAGAAACGAUGGGAGCUGGCUCGCAAUCUAAAUCUCACUGAAAGGCAGGUAAAAAUAUGGUUCCAGAAUCGAAGGAUGAAAAACAAGAAAAACUCUCAGCGACAGGCGGCACAGGUUAACAGUAGCAGUAGCAGCAGCUCCAGUCAUAACCACGCCCAGCAGCAAUCACAUCAUAAUUCGCACCAUCUGAAUUUAGGACUGGGCAUGCCUCUGCAUGGUUCGAAAAUGCAUCAGUGACCCAUGGAGCACCAUCAGGACGACGCUAAUGGACAGCUGAAAAUGGAAAUGUGUGACGUCCCUACCGCUCCAAUGUGCAGCCACAUUCCACAUCCUCAUCUGAUCAACUAUCAUCAUUAAAUUGAUGGAUGCCGUUUCCGGAAAAUAUUCUGCAACAACGAACGAACUGAAAGGCAGAUACAUCGGAAUGGACACGGCUUAAAUGUUGCGAACACAAGAAAGGUGUUUAAUUGUGGCAAACAUUGGAGCUCUCCUUGAUAAUACGUAACAAACGCGCUAUUAAUAACGUUCAAGCAAGGCCGCCAAUAUACAGCUUCUGCAGAGUGUCGUCGGUAUGUGGGAAAAAGCAAACUAAACCAUACAUUAAAUAAAUCUAUAGAACAUAUUGAAUGUAAAUAGUACAGUUAAGGUAAACGAGUGAGUUAUAGCAAGAAGGUAGUUUUCUACUUCGUGAGAAAAUGAAAAGAGAAUGUAAUAAAAGCAGUAAAAGUUAGUGAUUAAAUAGGACAAGACAAAAUUCAUUACUUGAAAUUGGUGAUUAAAUUGAGACAACAAAAUAUGAAAAUGGGUAAUUUUGAUCCCUUGGUUAUAGGAAAACGUACAAGUUAUUUAUCUCGUAGAACACUAAUGUGAAAAAAUGAAACUAAGGCAAAAUGAUGUGAUUAUAAUUUUAGUUAAACCUAUGUUUGUCCUUAACUUUCCUCUAUCUUUUGUGCAGUCAGGAGGUGUAAGAGUUUCUCAAUUUGAUUUUUGCUCAUUGUUUUAGUUAGAGCAGACGACGUUGCUAACAUCCGUUUCCUAAAAGAAAUCUGCAAAACCUCGACACAUUCUUGUCGCACACCUAUUCGUCGACAUUGUAGCCCACAUCAGAAAAUGCUAUGUCAAGUGUAAUCUAGAGUCAAUCGAUAGCAGAAGAUCUUGUAUUAGUUUUAUAAUAUGAGUUGAAAUAGGAAAAUUUACCAGAAAGAUACCAGUUUUUGUUUUGUUUCCGUUUUGGACUGAAACUAUUUGUUCAAAAUAUAACUUCGGUAGUAUCAUUAAAAGCGCAAAUUUUGAAUCAAUGCAAUAGUUAUGGUUACUGUUCUUAUUAUUUGUUAUUAGAAAAAAAUCUUUGAAGAAAAUUUAGCAGGAUCUUUAAUACAUAUGAAAAUUAAGGUCAGUUUAUCCGAGUUUUACGGCAUUCAAGAUUUUGGUCAAAUUUGAUUUGUUGAGGUUUUACAUACAACAUUUUUUGUUAAGCUGAUUUAAAAUAAAUGUGUUCCAUUAAAACUGUUUUUGCUCAUAUAUACACCAUACAAGUUACUGCUGUACUUCUACCAGUAAGAAAUAAACCAAAAAAAACAUCAAACCGUGAAUAGACUCAGAAGGUCAGAGCCUGGAAGCGCAAUCCUAGAAACUGCCUCUUUUAUUUUUUUCCGUUGUUUUGUAUGAAAAGUGUUUAGUAUGCAUUAAUACUUUAGGAGGAAAAACUACCGGGAUGAUUGCAAAUUUCUUCUAUUCUAAUAAACAAUACUAAUUUAUGUAUUCUUAUUAUUUGUACAUAUACCAUUAGGACAGCCGUUUUAGAUUUAGUAAUAAUAAGAUUAGUGUAAGAGUAAUAGUGCUAAAAUAGUGUUAUGUAUUUUCAGAUAAAUGAGAAACUGUUCGACAAGCAGAGCAAAACAUCACAUUUUAUAUAUAUAACCAACAAAACAGUUUAGUGACAUUAUAAAAUGUGCUCAAAUUUUCACGUAAAACCAAGAACAUAAUUUUAGUAAUGAUGAUAUUAGAAAAAAAUCUGGUCAUGAAUGAUCUAAACAAAGUAACAAAAUCGUACUUUCGAAUAACCGCUACUGAUUAUGAGAAGCUAUUCUCUUUCCCAGCCAUAAUGGUUCCGUUUCAAAACCGUACUAAAACAUUGGAACUUACACCCAGUAAUAUUGCAUCAGAACAACAAACCUCUCAAACGAAUUUCCGGAAGAUAGCUAUUGAAAACCACAAUUUCUCUUUUUAAUUUACUUUGAAUAACGCGUUUUCAGAAACAUUUUUAGAUUCUUCUAAAAGUGUUACAUGAUAUGCAAAUAAUCAUAGUAUUUCGAAAACAUAGGAGGAAUAAUGUACAUAAUUCUUUUCGAUUAAAGACAGUACUAAAAAUUCAAACUUUUUGCAGAUAGCAGCUACUGUUUGAUGAAUAGUAUUUAAACGGAGUUCAGCAAUUGUCAAUAGUGAACCCAACUUGAACGUUCAUCAAAACUGAAUAUAAGCAGGUGAUUGCAAGUGAAAAUGAGUUGAGAUGAAAUGGAUAACUGAUGUAAUAAGAAUACAUUUUAACUAUUGUAAUUUAAAAUUAAUUAGU